Rhinichthys klamathensis goyatoka is the source of this 3922-nucleotide messenger RNA. RefSeq names its product myelin transcription factor 1-like, b (gene myt1lb). The transcript is spliced from 22 exons. The coding region runs from base 380 to 3715 and encodes 1111 amino acids. NCBI's taxonomy places the organism in Eukaryota, Metazoa, Chordata, Actinopteri, Cypriniformes, Leuciscidae. Gene Ontology annotation, cellular component: nucleus. Gene Ontology annotation, biological process: regulation of transcription by RNA polymerase II. The record is from RefSeq and is a predicted model, not a curated record. Gene Ontology annotation, molecular function: zinc ion binding; DNA-binding transcription factor activity, RNA polymerase II-specific; RNA polymerase II cis-regulatory region sequence-specific DNA binding.
UCUCUCUCUCUCUCUCUCUCUCUCUCUCUCUCCAGGGCUGCCUGCCUUCAACCGUCCUCUGCUCUCUUCCUUCUCCUUCCUUCUGUCUGUCUGUCUCUGUCUCUCCUCUUCCUCCGUCUUCCUUCAUCGUGUGAAGAAUGAUUAGCAUACAGGAGGCGAGAGGAACUUUCCAGCGCGAGUGAGCAGGAGAGCAAGUGAGCGAAGGGAAGAUCGUGGGAAAAUAAUCAGGAGCGAUUGGAAAGUUUGAGCGAAGGCAGCGUUUCCACACUGAAAAUGAAAUUGGAGGAGGUGUAGUGACCUCUUAUCAGUCGUCUAACAUAGAGGGCCGUGGGGCAAACCGAGGUCUGAACCAGAACAAUUAAACCGGCAAUUACAUCAGAUGGAGGUGGAUGUAGCAGAUGAGAAGCGCCAUUGCACACGCUCAAAAGUUCCCCUGGAGCCAGCCAUACAAGAGUUGUUCAGUGUGUAUGGCUGUCCCGUCGCCAAGAAGAGAAAACCCCUGGAGACUCACGCCCUGGAGCCCUCGGCCAAGAGGAAGGUCUUUCUAACAGUCGUAGACCAGCAGUCAAUGGAGAAAUGCUACAGGACACACAAAAUGGAGGAGAUGGAUGAAAAAGAGGAAGAGGAGGAGGAUGAGGAAGAGGAAAGGGAAGAAGAAGAAGAGGAAGCCGAUGAGGAAUAUACAGACAACGAGGAACAAUAUGAUCAGGAAGAGGUAGAAGUGAUUAAUGGAGAAGAGGAAGAGGUGGAGCAGGAAGAAGAGGAAGUGGUGGAGGAGGAAGAAGAGGAAGAAGGAGUAGAAAGAGAGGGGGAAGAUGAUGAAGAAGAGGAUGAGAUAGAGGAAGAUGAGGAAGAGAAUGAGGAGCAAAUUCAAGAAAUAGAGAGUGACCAUAUGAAUUGCAGUCCCAGCAGAUCAAGCCCCUCCAUGGAGAAGGACAACAACAACAACGAAGAAUAUGAGAACUAUGAUGAACUGGUGGCCAAAUCUCUGCUUAACCUGGGCAAGAUCGCAGAGGAUGCUGCUUACCGGGCCAUGACCGAGUCCGAGAUGAACAGCAACUCCUCAAACAGUGCAGAAGAGGAAGAGGAGGAGGACGAAGACGAAGAGGACGAUGAAGAUGAUGAAGACGAGGAGGGCUCAAGGAAAGGUGAGCUGAGUCUGGAUGUGAACAGUGAUGUGGUAAGAGAGACUGUGGACUCUCUAAAGCUCCUGGCUCAGGGUCACGGGGUCACGCUCUCAGAAAACCUCCAUGAGGAGCCGUACCAGGACGACGGGGGCGAGAACAUCAACGGCAGAGCCACCAUCACUGGGCAGAUGGGGGAGAAGAGUGACGAGGAAGUUUGUCUGAGCAGUUUGGAGUGUCUUCGCAACCAGUGCUUUGACUUGGCGCGCAAGCUCAGCGAGACCAAGCCAUCCGAGCGGCUCAACAAUAACCAGCAGGCUCAUCAUCUUUAUCAAGAGGCUCAACAGCAGCAGCAUCAUCAGACUCAUGAGGAGUGCCGUGUCCUCGAGCGAAACUACUCCGACAUGGUCAACCUGAUGAAGCUUGAGGAGCAGCUCAGCCCUCGAUCCAAGGCUUUCUCCAGCUGCGCCGCAGAGCACAAGUGCUUCCAGGACUGCGAUGAAGACACCACCUCUGUCACGUCCGACCGCUCCGAGGACGUUUUCGACAUGACCAAGGGCAACCUGUCACUGCUGGAGAAGGCCAUAGCGCUGGAAACGGAGCGGGCUAAAGCUUUGCGGGACAAGAUGGCGUCGGAAGCAGUCAGGAGAGAUAGACUGCGUUUGCAUGAGGACGUUUUGAGGCACAGCUGUGCCGAGGAGCGGAAGGCACGUCUGCACCACGAUGGCCUAAAGAAGCCUUACUACCUUAAAGAUUCUUCACGGUCGGGGAAAAAAGAAAGCCGCUGUCCAACGCCUGGCUGUGACGGCACAGGUCAUGUGACGGGUUUGUACCCGCAUCAUCGCAGCCUGUCUGGAUGCCCGCACAAGGACCGAGUCCCACCAGAAAUUCUUGCAAUGUAUGAAAAUGUUCUUAAGUGCCCUACGCCUGGCUGCACGGGCCGGGGUCACGUCAACAGCAACAGGAACUCUCACAGGAGCCUGUCGGGUUGCCCCAUUGCGGCUGCAGAGAAACUGGCCAAAGCCCACGAGAAACAUCAGCCAUGUGAUGGAGGAAAAUCCAACCAGGCUUCAGAUCGUGUGCUCAGACCCAUGUGCUUCGUGAAACAGUUGGAGAUUCCACAGUACGGCUUCAAAAACAACGUUCCCACUUCAACCCCGCGCUCCAACCUGGCCAAAGAGUUAGAGAAGUACUCCAAAACCAGCUUUGACUACAACUACGACAGCAGCAACAUCUACAGCAAACGGCACUCUGCUGCACCCAAGCUCCACGGUCGGGACACACUGCCCAAAAGUGAUGAGGCGAAGCGCUACUGCAAGAGCUGGAGUUCGGCGAGCAGUACCUCGAGCAGCUUCGGGCCCAGCAGCAGCAGUAGCCUGAGCUGUGGAGGAGGAGGAGGAGGAGGAGGAGGAGGAGGAGGAGGAGGAGAGAGCAGCGCCAGCAGCACCUGCAGCAAGAGCAGCUUCGACUACACACACGACAUGGAGGCGGCGCACAUGGCUGCCACUGCCAUCCUCAACCUCUCCACCCGCUGCAGGGAGAUGCCACAGAGCCUGAGCGGGAAACCCCUGGACAUCUGCACGCAGUCUGAUGAUCUGGAUCCCUUCCAGGACAUUUUAGAGGACAGUGCAUACACUACUGAUGUUGGCAUUCCCAGUCCCAAACCAAAAUUUCCGCCUUGCAAAGAAAGCAAAAAGGACCUGAUAACUCUUUCAGGUUGUCCUUUAGCAGAUAAAAGCAUUCGGAGUAUGAUGGCCACCAACUCACAAGAACUCAAGUGCUCGACCCCGGGCUGUGACGGCUCGGGACAUAUUACUGGCAACUACGCUUCACACAGAAGUUUGUCAGGAUGUCCACGGGCCCGGAAGACUGGAAUAAAGAUAACGCACAGUAAAGAGGACAAGGAGGACCAGGAGCCGAUCAGGUGUCCGGUGCCAGGUUGUGAUGGCCAGGGUCACAUAACGGGUAAAUAUGCGUCCCACCGCAGCGCGUCAGGCUGCCCUCUAGCGGCCAAACGGCAGAAGGACGGCUACAUCAGCGGCUCCCAGUUCACAUGGAAGGCUGGGAAGACAGACGGCAUGUCGUGUCCAACCCCGGGCUGUGACGGCUCUGGACACGUCAGCGGCAGUUUCCUGACCCACAGAAGUCUCUCUGGUUGCCCACGUGCCACAGCGGCGAUGAAGAAAGCCCGACUAUCAGGAGUGGAGAUGCUCACAAUAAAACAGCAAACAAGCAAUGGUUUAGACUGCGAUGCAGAUGUUAAACAGCUGGAUGAAGAUGUUAAAGAUUUACAUGAAUCAAAUUCACAGGUGGAGGCGGAUAUGAUCAAACUUAGAACACAGAUCACCACGAUGGAGUCUAAUCUGAGGUCCUUAGAGGAGGAAAACAAGAAAUCCCUCCUCAAAGAGCCUCCAGUCAGACACAACAGCUGUUUACAGUUGCAUCAGAGAGAGCCAAUGAGCGAACAGAGCUUUGACGCAUAUGUGACCACGCUAACGGACAUGUACACCAAUCAAGAUCAGUAUCAGAGCGCAGAGAACAAGGCCCUGCUAGAAAACAUCAAACAAGCAGUCCAAGGCAUUCAAGUCUAGCAUCGCAGAAUGAAGGGGCCACUUUCCUACAGCGAAGGAACACAGGGAACAAAAGACACUUUCAGAAAAAAGAAAAAAAAUCAUAUGGGAUGCCUCACGUUUUGCUGUUGUAGUUUAUCAAACAGUGUUGAAUUCAUGUUCUUUUAAAAAGUGUUAUGCUGACUAAACAUCAUUUUUCUUUGGGUUUAUUUUUCUGGCCUUGCUUUU